This is a messenger RNA of Pelodiscus sinensis (Chinese soft-shelled turtle), 741 nucleotides long. Its product is annotated as olfactory receptor 52E2-like. Gene Ontology annotation, molecular function: olfactory receptor activity; G protein-coupled receptor activity. Lineage: Eukaryota; Metazoa; Chordata; Testudines; Trionychidae. Gene Ontology annotation, cellular component: plasma membrane. Gene Ontology annotation, biological process: G protein-coupled receptor signaling pathway. The record is from RefSeq and is a predicted model, not a curated record.
UGCAUGCUGGCUGUCAUCGAUGUGGUCAUGUCUACCUCCAUUGUGCCCAAAAUGUUGAGCAUCUUCUGGUUCAAUUCCAGGGAGAUCGAGUUCACUUCCUGCCUGACACAGCUGUACUUCAUUCACUGCUUCUCAAUGAUGGAAUCCGGGACAUUCGUGGCCAUGGCGUUGGAUCGCUACGUGGCCAUUUGCUAUCCCCUGCGACAUUCCGCCGUCCUGACAAACCUCGUUGUGGCCAAGAUUGGGCUGGUCGUGUUGCUGCGUGGUAGCAUUCUCGUCCUGCCCUAUCCUUUGCUAGCGAGGCAGUGGCCAUAUUGCAGAACCAACAUCCUCCCUCACUCCUACUGUGAGCACAUCGCCGUGGUGAAGCUGGCCUGUGCUGACAUCCGCAUCAGUAGUUACUACGGCCUCUUUGUGGCUCUUCUCGUGACUGGUGUGGAUGUGUUUUUUAUUGCAGUGUCCUAUACCCAGAUCCUCAGGGCCAUCUUCAAGCUCCCCACAAAGGCUGCCCGGCUCAAGACCUUUGGAACCUGCAGCUCCCAUCUUUGUGUCAUCUCAGCCUUUUACUUCCCAUCUCUCUUCUCCUUCCUUACGCACCGCUUUGGCCACAAUGUGCCCCUGCAUUUCCACAUUCUCAUUGCCAAUGUGUAUCUACUAGUACCUCCUGUGCUGAACCCCAUCAUUUAUGGCUUAAGGACCAAACAGAUCCGGGACAGGAUCCUGCAGCUCUUUACUCAUUAA